Helicoverpa zea (corn earworm) is the source of this 964-nucleotide messenger RNA. RefSeq names its product iron-sulfur cluster assembly enzyme ISCU, mitochondrial (gene IscU). The record is from RefSeq and is a predicted model, not a curated record. Gene Ontology annotation, cellular component: cytoplasm; mitochondrial matrix. NCBI's taxonomy places the organism in Eukaryota, Metazoa, Arthropoda, Insecta, Lepidoptera, Noctuidae. The transcript is spliced from 3 exons. Gene Ontology annotation, biological process: intracellular iron ion homeostasis; iron-sulfur cluster assembly. The coding region runs from base 149 to 619 and encodes 156 amino acids. Gene Ontology annotation, molecular function: ferrous iron binding; 2 iron, 2 sulfur cluster binding.
ACUGUCAGUCAGUCAGUUUCGUAAUUCCCAAUUCCCAACCGGACGACACCGUAUCAGAAAAAUCUCUCUUCCGUUUAGCUCUAUCAGAAAAAGUGCAUUUCGGUGUGGGUUAAUUCGACCAGGAAAUACAUACAUCAAAUCGAAUAAGAUGGCGUUUUUGGUAUCAAACAUUCGCAGAUGCGUUUGCCUGAAAAGUUUCAGCACCCCCAACAUUAUCCAAACGACGUCGUAUCAUGCCAAUGUGAUUGACCACUAUGAGAACCCUCGUAAUGUUGGUUCCCUUGACAAGAAGGACAAGAACGUUGGCACAGGACUUGUCGGUGCUCCAGCUUGCGGUGACGUCAUGAAACUGCAGAUCAGGGUUGAUGAGAAUGGCAAAAUCAUUGAUGCUAAGUUCAAGACAUUUGGAUGCGGAUCUGCGAUCGCUUCCAGCUCUCUGGCUACAGAGUGGGUAAAGGGCAAGACAGUUGAUGAGGCGUUACAGCUGAAGAACACUGAUAUUGCUAAGGAGCUGUCUUUGCCUCCUGUCAAGCUGCAUUGCUCUAUGCUUGCUGAGGAUGCCAUAAAAGCAGCCUUGUCAGACUACAGAAUCAAGCAACAGUCAGCUGAAAAGCAGUAAGGAGUGAAACGGACCGGAAGGCGUUUGGAACAGAUCUGUGAUUUUAGGAAGAAGUUAGGAGCCAAAUGAGUAUCUAUUACAUUAUAAGAAGUAAUUGUAGAUACUUACUAUGAGGAUGAAAAAUGAUAAACAUAUAUUCCAUAGUCUCAAUCUGCACUAAAAAUGUUUAGUAAUUAGUGUGUCGUUAAUUUUGAAUAGUUUUCUGAACUUUGAGAUCUUAUACUCUUAUGCACAAUAAUCCACCAUGAUAUUAAAUUAAAUUGUUAUCGUUUUAGUUGAUGUCCUUGAAAAUAGUUGUAGAAAUAUUGUCAAAAUUAGUUGUUAAAUAAAACUGAUAUUGAAUUA